This is a messenger RNA of Pocillopora damicornis (cauliflower coral), 1846 nucleotides long. RefSeq lists its product as uncharacterized. NCBI's taxonomy places the organism in Eukaryota, Metazoa, Cnidaria, Anthozoa, Scleractinia, Pocilloporidae. Gene Ontology annotation, molecular function: protein binding. The record is from RefSeq and is a predicted model, not a curated record.
ACACGGAUUAAGGGAUGUUAUCUCGUGACCAGCGAAGUAGGUUUCCGUCAUCUGACGGCGGUUGGCGCAUUCACGGAUGUAAAUUUAGCUCAAAGCACGUUACAAGGCAUUGCAAUACGGCGAAGUUGUCAUAAGUUAUUUGAAGCGUCGCAGUGAAGAGCUUCCUUUGUAAACUCUUAAUUCUUGUCAGUGACUUAGAGUACUCUCGCGAAAACAGGUCAACAGCUAACUCUAAAGUGAAGAAAAAGCACUGAAGCGUGUUUAGCAGAAGAAUCUGUCAUGGAACUGUCUCAAAUCGACUCGCCUGGAACCGUUCGAAGAUACGCAGACAGACGAAAGAAAGAGAAAUUGCAGAGAUGUAGAUCGGUCGGAAACGUGGCAUUUCCGAAUGGUUUAAACCUUUACAAUCACGCCUAUCACAAUAAAAGGAGGCAUACAGUACCCACAGAACAAGAGAGGACACCACCAGCUAUUGUCAUCGAUUGUGCAAAAGACGAACCACGAGAUAAACUGAACGAACUCGACAUGCUAAAUAACAAUUACGAUGAAGGUCUCUUAAAUCCUUCAUACGUUUUAGACGCCGCUGUAGCGAGGAAUGACUCUCGCCUGCUUCAUGGAAUUUUAAGCGCUGGACACAUUAUGUUGGACAAUUUAAACGCCAGCGGAGGGACUGCAAUGCACGAAGCUGCAUUUCAAGGUAAAGUAAAAUGUUUGGAAGUGUUUCUGAAGUUUGGCGCUUCGGUAGACAUAAGAGAUAAAGAGGGUUGGACGCCUCUUCACGCCGCUGUCUGCGGGGGUGAUAUUAGAGCUGUAAUUUUCCUUAUUAGGAAUGGAGCGAGCGUAAAAGCUUACACGAGGGAAGGACUUACACCUGUUGAAAUCGCAAUGGACAACAAGGACAAGAAAAUGGUCCAAGCGCUUUCUCUUCUUAGCACGGGAAACAAGCGCGUUCGAAUGUUUGCACAAGAAGCAUGACUUUUGAACAACGACAUCACUUGUACACUUGUACAUACAUAAUUGCUCUUGUUUUAAAUACGUUUACAUUCUUCAUCACCUGAACAAAUGUUGGAUAUGAUCAUAAUAUAUAUUUCAGCGAUAGAUUAAUCUUAUAAGGAUUGCUAAAGUUAGAGUCAUAGGUAAGUCAUUCUACAAAGAGCCAAAGUACAGUUAACAUCGCAAUAAUACCAUGCACUCUGCACAUGCCUAAUUAAUAUGUAUAUAACAAAAUUUCCCGAUAUUUUUUUUUAACUACAGUAGAUUUCUUAGAAGUCUACCAGCAAUUCUCUUUUAAGCUGUCAAAAUAGUUUUUCUUUGAUAGCUGAGUCAGAAUUACUGAGUUUCGCUGCAUAGCCUCAGAACAAUAGCAUAUGACCAUGCAUGUAUAAAUUAUUGUAUCUAAACAGUUCGAACCGCCCUGUACAGCUUAACCCUUGAACCCCCGAGAUCUGAUUGUUAAUUUCCCCCUCUAGCUACGACACAUUUCUUUGUAAAUUAGUAUCGAGAGUUUCAUAGGUGUAAGAUUAAGAUAACAACUUCGAACUGAUAAGUUUGAGUUUUCUUAUCAUCCGUUUGUUGAAUGAGGUGAGGAUAUUAUAGGGAGAAGAUACAUGUUAAUCACUUCUGGAAGUUAAAGGGUUACUGGGUUUUCAUUUAGGCUUUCAUUUGAGAUUUCAUAUACCUAAGGGCUGCCCUAUUCUUCUGAGGCAUAAUGAAACGAUUUAGUGUGUUGAUUGCAAGGAUUGGUCUCUCGCGAGACUUAAAUUCUAAAGUUUUUUUCCUUAAUAGAGGACGAUAUGAAGUGUUUUCUUUUUUGAACGAAUCAAAUAAAGGCAUUGUAAACCUGUAA